Molecule: messenger RNA, 4887 nt
Organism: Paraglomus brasilianum
Lineage: Eukaryota; Fungi; Glomeromycota; Glomeromycetes; Paraglomerales; Paraglomeraceae
Source: the annotation of a GenBank genome assembly
AUGAACACUUCGUUCCCACUUAAUUGUGAAAUAACCUCAUUAUCGUUCGGCUGCCUCUCGGUGGAAGAGAUUCGUAAGAUCUCAGUCAAAGAGGUCAAUGUUACUGCUCUAUAUGACGCCAUCGGAAGUCCUGUAGAAGGAGGUCCAUAUGACCCUGCAUUUGGACCGCUAUCAGCACUCGACAUAUGUGUUACAUGUGGCGACACGCAGUCAAAGUGUCUUGGUCAUUUUGGCCACAUCGAGCUUCCUUGUCUUGUAUAUCAUCCGUUAUUCUUUGAACACAUGGUUAAAGUACUUAGAUCGCUAUGCACUUUCUGUCAUCGUUUUAAAGUGGGGCGUUUUCAGAUGCAUAAAUUUGCUGCGAAACUAGUGUUACUGCAUUAUGGACUACUCAUAGCCGUUCGUGAUAUUGAUGGCGCGAUUGUUCCAGAUAUAUCUGAUGAAGGAGACGGCGACGAUUCAUCGAAAGACGCUAAUGUAGAAGUUAUUGAUGAGUAUGUUGCCAAAGUAUUAUACAAACAUAGGAAGUUGAUAAUGAAAGGGGAAGUUAUUGAUGAUAGCGCAACAAAGGAAGAGCGUAAGCGACUGACAACCGAGUUUCUCAAAAAUGCAGCGUCAACAAGGCGAUGCGCAAAUUGCGAGGCUCAUUCAGCGACUAUACGAUCGGCAGGGACUGCAAAAGUUUUCCAAGUUUCUUUGACGAAAAAACAAUUAGACGAAAACGCAGCGAAUAGCGUUGAUCAAACGUUAGACGAGGAUGAAGAUGAUAUUAACGUAUUACCCAUAAGACAGACGCGUGGAAAUGUUUUCUUGACCCCAUAUCAAGUUCAUAGACAUAUACGACUGUUGUUCGAGAACGAGCCAUUAAUAUGUGGACUCUUGUACGGAGAUAACACGUCGACAAAAGGAUUGUUUCAGAAAUUUCAAAGCGCGCACGAAUCGCGUGAUCUUGCUUCAUUGGCUCCAGAUAAACAUGCGAGUUCUGACAUGUUCUUUGUUCAAGUAAUACUGGUACCGCCUAAUCGAUUCCGUCCCACUUCGUCUUUGGGCGAACAAGUAUACGAGAAUCCGCAAAAUGCAAUUUUUACAAAAAUUCUUAACACAUGCGAGCGGAUUCGCGCAUUAAUGACAACAAGUGCGAAAAAAACCUCGGGAGAUCUGUCUACAAUAUCUAUCGAAGAUUUGCCGCAGCAGCAAAUAGCUCUCUUUAAUAAUGAAUGGUUAGAGCUGCAAUACGAUGUUAACGGUUUGGUAGAUUCUACUAAAACGAGACGCGCAUUCGAAGGAUUGCAUGGUGUUAGGCAAAUUUUAGAAAAAAAGGAAGGAUUGAUGAGGAAACAUCUUAUGGGAAAACGAGUCAAUUACGCAGCGAGAUCGGUAAUAUCUCCUGAUCCAAACGUAGAGACCGAUGAAAUAGGUGUACCGGAAAUUAUCGCAAAAAGAUUGACAUAUCCUGAAACUGUAACACCAUUCAAUGUUCGAAAACUUGCAACUGCUGUCAUUAAUGGUCCCCAUAAAUGGCCGGGAGCCACACACAUUGAAUUCGAAGACGGGACGUUGCAGGGUCUAGCAUCCCUCUCUACCGAAUCAAGAAUUGCUGUUGCGAAUACACUUAGCACACCAAGCAUGUUACCAGCGCCAUUCGACAGAUACCAAACAGUAACCAAUACUGUUAAUAAGAAAGUAUAUCGACAUAUAUGCAAUGGUGACAUGUUGCUCGUGAAUCGACAGCCAACUCUUCAUAAACCUUCUAUUAUGGCACAUCGUGCACGCGUUUUACCGGCUGAAAAGACAAUUAGGCUGCAUUAUGCUAAUUGUCAAUCAUAUAAUGCUGACUUUGAUGGUGAUGAGAUGAAUAUUCAUUUGCCGCAGAACGAAAUUGCACGGGCCGAGGCUAUGUUUGUUGGGAGUGCGGGUGAACAAUAUCUUUCGUCGACGUCCGGCGCACCGUUGAGAGGCUUGAUCCAAGAUCACGUUGUCACUGGUGUAUGGCUAUCAUCAAAGGAGACCUUUUUUACUCGGGAACAAUAUUGCCAGAUAUUGUAUGGUGCGCUUAGACCCGAUUCAGACGGUAUUGUUGCUCAACCAGUACUUACCAUACCUCCCGCAAUACAAAAGCCACGAUCAUUAUGGACGGGAAAGCAAGUGGUUACAACCAUCCUAUAUAAUGUCACAUAUGGACACAAACAACUAAAUUUUACAUCACGAACAAGAAUAUCGGAUCAGUAUUGGCGCAAAGCUUCUGCAGAAGAAGCUACGGUGAUUGUGAGCGAUGGCGAGCUGUUAACAGGUGUUUUGGAUAAAUCGCAGAUAGGAGCAUCAUCCUUUGGAUUGAUUCACUCUUGUCAUGAACUGUAUGGUAGAAACGUUGCUGAAAAAUUGCUUGGCAUAUUUGGCCGUCUAUUUACGGCAUAUACGCAAUGGCAAGGGUUCUCUUGUCGCAUGGAUGAUUUGCGCCUGACGCCCAAAGGCAAUAAACUUAGAUGCCAAAAAUUGAGGAAGGGUCCUAAAAUCGGAGAAAAGGCUGUGUGGAAAUAUGUGGGAAUGGAAGAUGAGUUUCAAAAUGCAGAAGAUCCGAGUGUCAAAAGUGAAUUUAUUGGUCGUAUGCGAGAGGUACUCCAAGAUGACGACAAGCAUAAGGACUUGGAUUCGACAAUGAAAUCAGAAGUGAAUGUUUUAACAUCCUCGAUAAUCAGCUCUUGUAUACCAAAAAACUUGUUGGUGCCUUUUCCCUCAAAUAAUAUGCAAAUGAUGACUGCCGCGGGGGCAAAAGGAAGCAGCGUGAACGUUUCACAAAUUUCCUGUCUAUUAGGUCAACAAGAAUUGGAAGGCAGACGUGUCCCGGUCAUGGCCAGUGGAAAGACAUUGCCAUCCUUUAAGGCGUACGACACAUCACCAAUGGCCGGUGGAUAUGUUGGUGGGAGAUUUUUGACUGGUGUAAACCCUCAGGAGUACUUUUUCCAUUGUAUGGCCGGUCGCGAAGGGUUAAUUGACACAGCCGUCAAGACCAGCAGAUCUGGCUAUUUGCAAAGAUGCCUCAUAAAGCAUCUAGAAGGUCUUAUUGCCAACUAUGAUGGCACCGUUCGAAACAACAGCGAUGGAUCGCUAAUACAGUUUCAUUAUGGUGAAGAUGCUAUAGAUGUCACAAAGCAAAAACAUCUGUACAAGUUCGACUUUGUAGCUGAAAACUGGAAAAGUUAUAAUACUAAAUAUGGUGGCGAAGUGUUGGAAAAAGAAGCUACUCAGGCGAGCCGAGUACGAAAACUUAAUAAGAAGGCUUUGGAGAAUCCUAAUAAAUACGGUCCUGUGAUAUCUAAUCCAGAAAUGUUCCCAUAUAACACGCUCGGAUCCGUGUCUGAGCAUUUUGAAUCAAGUCUUCAGAAAUUUAUAAAGAAUAAUAAAAAACUUGUCGGUAAAAGAGAUGAAGAUAAACCAGGAAGAAAACUUUUCAGUUACAUGAUGCAUAAGAAAUAUCAGCAAAGUCUUGUUGAACCGGGCGAGGCGGUUGGUCUAUUAGCCGCUCAGGGUAUAGGUGAACCUUCGACACAGAUGACUUUAAACACUUUCCAUUUUGCUGGCUUUGGUGCAAAGAACGUGACUCUGGGCAUCCCACGGUUGCGAGAGAUUUUAAUGGUUGCAUCGGAUUCGAUUAAGACACCAAUGAUGCGAUUACCGCUGAAGACUGGUGUUAGUAAAAAGAAGGCAGAGAAAUUUCCCGUAACUUUAAGCAGAUUGACUUUAGCAGAAGUGGUUGAUGAAAUUGUCGUUACAGAGAAAAUAGUUCAAGGAAGGCUCAGGGGCAGCUGGAGAAAAGCUUAUUUUGUUAGAAUGAACUUCUUUCCCAGUGAAGAGUAUGUGGAUGAAUAUGAUAUUUCUCCGAAACAGGUGGAAGUCGCCAUUGGAUCCCAGUUUAUAACAAUGCUUCGCACUUCGGUAACAAAGUUCCUUGCUAAAAAGAAUAAAAAAGAUGCGGACAUUGGCAAAGCCUUGAAAUUUACAGAACCAAUUACAAACGAAACUACGGAUGAAGUUGAUCCGACACAAAGUCAACCUAUGAAUGACUCUGAUGAUUGUGAUGGUGACGCAACUGCAUCACGUAUGAAUUCAAGACGCAAACAGAUGGUAUCGUAUGAUGAGCCUGAUGAAGAUGAUAUGGAAAUAAUAGUAGAAUCUGAUGAAAACAAUGAGAAAGAAGAUGAUGGCAACGUUGCAGAAAAAGACACCGAAGAUGCAUCAUCAAAAAAAAAGUCAAAGGAGCAAGGUGGUUUAGCUAUCAGUCAUCAGUUUGAUGUGAAGGGUGAAUGGUGUGAGAUAGACAUUCAGAUUCCAAGUAGUACAGCAAAGGUAUUGAUGCUUGAAGUUGUCGAAAAAGUGUGUCGGGAUGUCGUGCUUCGUGAGGUUCCCGGAAUUAGCAAGUGCUAUCCAGUACAGAAAAUGAAUGAUGGCGAAUACUUUAUAACAGAUGGUGUUAAUAUACUUGGUAUUGUGCAAAAUGGAGAGUCGAUUAUCGAAAUAAACAACAUUUAUACGAAUGAUAUCGCAGCAGUUUUAAGAGUUUAUGGCGUUGAAGCUGCGAGAGCUGUUAUCAUAAAAGAAGUAUCUAGUGUAUUUCAAAUGUAUGGUAUAGCCGUCGAUGCACGCCAUUUGACUUUGGUAGCUGACUAUAUGACUCACGAAGGAGGCUUCAACUCAUAUAGUCGUGGUGGAAUGGAAUCCAACACUUCACCAUUGCUCCAAAUGAGUUUUGAGAGAACAUGUUACUUCUUGACCCAAGCUGUUAUUCAUGGAUAUCGGGACACUUUACGGACACCCUCUGCUAGACUAGUAGUGGGUAAAGUGACGGAAAAUGGAACUGGAUGCUUUAAUGUAAUGCAAACUUUAUCAUGA